Naegleria gruberi is the source of this 2446-nucleotide messenger RNA. Its product is annotated as ubiquitin specific protease. Lineage: Eukaryota; Heterolobosea; Eutetramitea; Acrasida; Naegleriidae. Bases 1 to 2412 code for a protein of 803 amino acids. The transcript has 2 exons. Gene Ontology annotation, molecular function: cysteine-type deubiquitinase activity. Gene Ontology annotation, biological process: protein deubiquitination. The record is from RefSeq and is a predicted model, not a curated record.
AUGGAUCCCCAACAACAACCACAACAGCAACAGCAACCAGUUCGGAUGAUUUAUGCUCACGCUCAUCCUCAACAACCUCAACAACAACAAACAACUCAAUUACCUCCUCUUCCGAAUCAAUCAACAAGAACACUAACACCCAAUAGUAAUAAUAAUAACCUGAUUGUGAUGAAUAAUCAACAACAACAACAACAAAUGAUUCAUGGCCAACAAACCUCUCCUAACCUUCAACCACAACCACAUCCGAUCCAACAAACUGUUCCAAUCCAAAGAGUUUCACCUCCAACCAUGAUGAUGAACACUAACAAUAACAAUUCAACAAAUUCUCCCCAACAAGUUGUCAUUCUUCCUCCAAAUAAUAAUAAUCAUCAGCCUUUAGUGAUUGAUCAAGUUCCAAUUCUCUAUCAAAACCCAAAUCAUCUUCAACAACAAGUGCUCGUUCCUACCCAACAAAACUAUCUUCAUUCCUUCAAUCAACAACAACAACAACAAAAUCAACAACAAACUAACAUGUACAAUAAUCAUCUUCAAUCAUCGUCAUCAGCAAAUAAUUUAAUAUAUAAUAAUAGCAAUAGUAGCAGCAGUAAUAACAGUACAAUUCCUUCAGCCUCACCAAGAUAUAAUACUUCACCAAAUAGUCAAACUAUUCCCUUCUCUGCAACCACAACUGCACUCAAUCAGAGUAUUAAUAGUAAUUUAAUGAGCAGCUCACAACAGGAAUCAAAUUAUGAUCAAAGGAGAGCACCAAGUAUUUCAACAAUGAAUCACAAUAAUUCCAAUAAGAAGAAUUCACCACCUUCACCAAGUCCAAUAACAAAACUUGCUAAUAAGGUGAUUGAUAUUCUAACACCAAAUGAAAGAGCAACCUAUGUCAACCUACCUGCUGAGAAUCAACCUUUAUCUACUUCGAAUGUGACAUCAACUGCAAAUCAGAAAUCAAAAGCAGCUCUCAAAGGAUUAUCAAAUCCUAUGGGUGAAUAUAAUUGUUUUUUAAAUGUUGUGAUUCAGAGUUUGUGGAAUUUGGAAAUAUUUAGAGAAUUAUUCCUAUCAAUUGAUCCUAAAAAUCACAAACAUAAGAGUUUUGAAUCGUGUGUUUAUUGCUCCCUCCAAAAUUUAUUUACACACUUUAAAUACAGUGAAAAUUCGAUAUUGGAUCCAAACCUGGUUAGAAAUAGCUUAUCAUUUGCUCACAAUAAGGAUUCUAAAUUCCAACUCAAGCAUAUGGAUGAUGCCUCAGAGGUUUUUCAAGCAAUUAUUGAGGAUAUCAACAACUCUUUGGAGUAUUCUCAAAUACCGAUCUUUGAUUUUUAUGUUACGGAUUUUUAUGUUUGCUCCAAGUGUAACAAAUUCUCUGAUCCACAUAAUUAUACUACAACUAAUUGGUGCAUUUCAUCAUGUGAAUUUGUGCAGAAAAAAAGAGAAAAUCCAAGUUUAAGCUUUGAGGGAGCUUUGAGAUCAACUAUUGAGAGUUUUCACAGAACUUGUGAAUCAUGCAAAGAAAUAUCUGAUUCACAAAAGCACAUUUUCCAAGCUUUCCCAGCUGUCACAUCAUUCUCAUUCUCUUGGAAUAGAGACAUCAUAUCAGAGGAUGAUAUUUUGGAAUUUAUGAGUUAUUUUAAAAUCAAACAAAUCAAACUACACGAAAUAUUUAGAUUGAAUUGUAAUGGUAGUGAUAUUGAAGUAAUGGGACACGUUUCUUCCAUUAUUUGUUACUAUGGAAGACAUUAUAUUUGCCUCGUUUAUAACAAGAAGCUUGGAUCAUGGUUUGCUAUUGAUGAUUCUAAUGUGAGACAAAUAGAUGCAGAUAGACUUGAUGACUUUAUUGUUUCAUCAAAGUUCCAGCCAUGUGUCGUGUUGGUUGAAGUUGAUUCACACAAAGGUAACAUUAAGAUUGAAAAUAGAAUGAAAGAAAAGGCAACUACCAAUGAAAUUGAGUUAAUUUCGCCAAAUAAGAAGAGAAUGUCCACCUCUGAUGUUUUCCCCAAUAAGAAUGAAGAGCUGAGUCCAAAUUCCGAAUCACAAUUCACAGUUGUUGACCAACACUUUGGAGUUAUUAUUGAAGGAUUCAAUGCAGUGACAGACUUUUUCUAUUGGAAUCGUAAAAUUUCAACACAUGCUGAUAUUUAUACAAGAACUAUUACAUUGACAAGGGAUCAAAUCCAAUCCAUGAGCACACAAUUGAAUAUUUGCAUUUAUUUGGGAAAUUUGGAAUUGUUGGAAAAUGAAACAGUUACAAUUAGAUUAUCUUGUACUCAAAAUCAAAAGAACAAGACUCAAACUGUAAUAGGAAAGCUGGAUAAUAAGAAGAAGAGUACUUUCACUAGUAUUCCUAUUGGAUUUUUAUUCACAGAAAACUCAAAGAAUUAUGAAUUGAAUUUUUACAUGAUCAAAAAGGAAAAACCUUCACAGUAAAUUGUGAUUAUUAAUAAUAAACUGAUCUUAACAU